Messenger RNA from Micropterus dolomieu (smallmouth bass), 573 nucleotides. Its product is annotated as gamma-crystallin M2-like. Lineage: Eukaryota; Metazoa; Chordata; Actinopteri; Centrarchiformes; Centrarchidae. The record is from RefSeq and is a predicted model, not a curated record. The transcript is spliced from 3 exons. Bases 19 to 573 code for a protein of 184 amino acids. Gene Ontology annotation, biological process: lens development in camera-type eye; visual perception. Gene Ontology annotation, molecular function: structural constituent of eye lens.
CUGAGCAACCAGAGCAACAUGACAACCAGCAGCAUGAACAUGAUGGGCAGGGUCGUCUUCUACGAGGACAGGAACUUCCAGGGUCGUUCCUACGAGUGCAGCGGCGACUUUGCUGACAUGUCGUCCUACCUGAGCAGGUGUCACUCCUGCAGGGUGGAGAGAGGCUGUUUCAUGGUCUACGACCGCCCCAACUUCAUGGGCAACCAGUACUUUCUGAGGAGGGGCGAGUACUCCGACUACAUGAGCAUGAUGGGAAUGAACGAGUGCAUCAGGUCCUGCCGCAUGAUCCCCAUGCACCGCGGGUCCUACAGGAUGAGGAUCUACGAGAAGGAGAACUUCGGAGGCCAGAUGUACGAGAUGAUGGACGACUGCGACAACAUCAUGGACCGUUACCGCAUGUCCAACUGCAUGUCGUGUCACGUGAUGGACGGACACUGGCUGAUGUACGAGCAGCCCCAUUACAGAGGCAGGAUGAUGUACAUGAGGCCUGGGGAGUACAGGAACUUCAUGAGCAUGGGCAUGGGCAACAUGAGGUUCAUGAGCAUGAGGCGCAUCAUGGACUCUUACUACUAG